AUGCUUUGUGACAAGCAUUCCUAUCUUUUUUGCAUGGGUGGGAGGUGGGAGGUCCCAGGUGGGAGGUCCAAGGUGGGAGGUCCCGAGGUGGGAGGCCUUCCUAUCUUUUUUGCAUGGGUGGGAGGUCCCGAGGUGGGAGGUCCGAGGUGGGAGGUCCGAGGUGGGAGGUCCGAGGUGGGAGGAGUCACGGAGACGGAGCCGGAGCCGGUGGCGAUGGCUUUGUUCCGCGCGUGGAUGUAUGCUGUGCCACUGGCCCUUUUGCUUCGCUUCACCUGCGCUGGCGAGGAUAGGCCCGAGGAUCGGCCUGAGCCUCGGGAGCCGGAGGAUCGGCCAGCUGAGGCGACGGGACCAGCUGCGGGACCAGCUGAGGCGACGGUCCUCGAGGCCAACAUUGGAGAGGCUCUGACUGUGGUGGACCCCGAGGCCAACCCUGGAGAAGCAGCUCUGACUGUGGUCGAUUCGACCGACCAUGCACAGCUCGCGACCGAGGAGGAGGUGGGCGAGAUCAUCGUGCAGAUCCACUCCUUGCACCUCGAGGACAUGGUGAACGAGCGCCUAAAGCGUGAGACCAUGGUUCACGUGAGCUGGCGCAACGUCGUCUACGUGGUGACCCAGGGCCAAAUACACUCUUUUUAUGCGCAGAAGAAGGAGGCCGGCAAAGAGAAGAACAAGGAACAGGCUGGGGGAGGUGCCAGCUCGGAUUCUGAAGCCUCCUCCUCUUCUUCGAGCAAAAAGGCUGAGCGGCUGCAGGAGAUGGCUGAUCGGAACCGGGAGGAGGAGCUUCGCGAGGUGGAGGAUGAAAGGGCCAGGCGUGCGACCUCUGCUGAGCGGGAGGCGGAGGAGUGGGCAGAGGAGCAGGCGCGAGACGCACGACGGGCAGCGGCUCGCCGGCGCAUCCUGGAUGAAGAAGCCAAAAGAAGGGAAACCGCUGCUGCAGCCACCGCUGCGAAGGAGGCUGCGGAUGAGCUGGCUUUCAGAGCCCGGGUUCAGACCGCGGUCCAGGAGCACUUGUCCCAGUCUCUGCAAGAGGAGCGCCAGUUGCCGGUCCUGACCCAGCUUGUUCUUCAGCAACAGCAGAUGCUGCGGCAGCAACAGCAGCUUCAGCAGCAGCAGCAACAGCAGCUAAAGGAGCUGCAGGGUUUCUGCAACCAGCUCCUCCAGCUGGGCGCGCGCCAGGAAGACGCGCGGAACCGCCACUUCCACCUGAUCAUGAACCGGUUCUUGGAGACCGUGACCGUGCAGCUGGGCCAGUCUAUGAAGCCAGCUACGACGCCAGGUGGGACCAAGACCCCGACGAGAACCACACCGACCACUCCCAGGCUACCACGUUGCCAGAUCUGCGACGCGUGCAAGCACGUGGCGAAGAACCCGCGGUCGAGGUUGCACUGCGAGCGCUGGCGGGGGUCCACUUUGGCAGAGGUCCGCCAGAAGGGCGGGGAGAAGGUGGAGGAGCCGGAGGCUGCGGAGGCUUCUGAUCUGGAGGAGAAGGACGAGGACGAGGCCUCGCAGUCACCCGACUUUGGCGUCGACCCCUUCGCCGCGGCGGCGGCUGGGGAGGCUGCUGCGGAGGAGAAGAACGAGAAGAAGGACAAGAAGGGCAAGAAGGACAAGAAGGACCAGAAGGAGAAGAAGGGCCGCGAAGCUCCCCAGCGAGACGCCGAGCGGUUUUCGCCGCAUGAGGCGGCGCCGUGGUGGUGGCGCCUUGGUGGCGCUGUGGUGGCGCCUUGGUGGCGCCUUGGUGGCGGCGCUGUGGUGGCGCCGUGGUGGUGGCGCUGUGGUGGCGCUGUGGUGCCUUUGGUGGCGCCGUGGUGGCGCUGUGGUGGCGCCGUGGUGGCGCUGUGGUGCCUUUGGUGGCGCUGUUGUGGCGCUGUGGUGCCUUUGGUGGCGCUGUGGUGGCGCCUUGGUGGCCCCGUGGUGGCGCUGUGGUGGCGCCGUGGUGGCGCUGUGGCGCUGUGGUGCCUUUGGUGGCGCUGGCGGCGCCUGUGGUGGCGCCUUGGUGGCGUGACACGCGUAGGCGGAAACCCGGGGACCACGCCCCGUCGCGGGUUUAAAGGGAUUAUUUAA
Symbiodinium natans is the source of this 2064-nucleotide messenger RNA. NCBI's taxonomy places the organism in Eukaryota, Dinophyceae, Suessiales, Symbiodiniaceae. The record is from the annotation of a GenBank genome assembly.